ACUAAACCUGCUUGCUGUCUAGGGUUCCCAAAAACCCCAAUUUUUCACCUCCACAUCUAUCUUCUAUACCCCGCUGCUCUACCAUUUCCAGUAAGAAGAAGAAGAAGGACCCCUCUUCUCUCCAAUCCACCUUCUGGGUCUUCACGUUUCAAUCACGCAACACCUGAAUCUGCAAGAGAAAGGUGAUAACUUGUCAUUUGUGAGUUAUUGUUUCUCUUUCUAGAUUGUUCCUUUUUCUUCCCCUCAGUUUCAUCAUCUGUUGAUACAAAAUCGAACAGUGUCUGGGCACGGCUCAGAGUUGCUUUCUGUUGUCUUGUUAACUUCUUCAAGCUUGUAUCUUUUUAGUUUGGGUUGGAAAGAAUUUUAUGGGGAAAUCGGGAGGUAGGAAAAAGAAGGGUGGCGUUAAUGUUAAUCAAAACCAAGUUUCAGGGGCUAACAGUCCAGCCCCAAUUGCUAAUGGUGGAAUUGGUUUCGACUCUUCAAUUUUCUUGAAAAGAGCACAUGAGCUUAAAGAGGAAGGAAACAGAAGAUUUCAGGGGAAAGACUAUGUGGGUGCUCUUGAACAAUAUGAUAAUGCCCUUAAACUUAUUCCUAAAAUCCACCCAGACCGAGCCGUGUUUCAUAGCAAUAGAGCGGCUUGUUUGAUGCAAAUGAAGCCCAUAGACUAUGAUGCUGUAAUUACCGAGUGUUCUAUGGCGCUUCAGGUUCAGCCCCGGUUUGUUCGUGCCCUUCUAAGGAGGGCUAGGGCUUUUGAGGCUAUAGGGAAGUAUGAAAUGGCGAUGCAAGAUGUGCAGGCGCUACUAGGUGCUGAUCCGACACACGGGGAUGCUUUGGAGAUUGCCCGGCGGUUGAGGACUGCGCUUGGACCUCGCCAAGAAGCCCAGCAGGACCUCCAGAGCCGCCCGUCUCCAGCUGCUCUUGGGGCUUCUGCGGUUGGAGCGCCUGUUAGUGGCCUAGGACCUUGUUUACCAGCAAGACCUGUACCCAAGAAAGCAGCUUCAGCUGGGGGGUCACUUGUAUCACCUAACAAUAAGUUGGAAAAGCCCCAAACAAUUCCACCUACUGAAAAUGGUCUGGAUUCCAAAAGCCAGUUAAUGAAGGUUGUUUUGAAGCCAUCAAAUGGUUCCGUCAAAUCCAAUGCCACCAAGGAGAAUCAGAAGGAGAGACCAUCUUCAUCAGUGUCAUUGCCUGCUCAGAGUCAGGCUUCGAACACUGCAAUUAGAUGGAGGCCUUUGAAGCUCGUUUAUGACCAUGACAUAAGGCUUGCCCAAAUGCCUGUCUAUUGCAAUUUUAAAGCAUUGAGGGAGAUUGUAAGGAAACGCUUUCCAUCUUCAAAGUCAGUUCUUAUUAAAUACAAGGAUAAUGACAGUGAUUUGGUGACUAUAACCUGUACGGAUGAACUCAGAUUGGCGGAGUCAAGUGUUGACAGCCGUACACCAUUGGAACCUGAAACAGGGAAGACCAACUCAUUUGGGAUGCUGAGACUGCAUAUUGUUGAGGUGACUCCUGAACAGGAGCCACCCAUCCUUGAAGAGGAGGAGGAGAAGCCUCUGGAGAGUGAUGCCAGCAAAGGAGAUGACAGUGGGUCACAUUCUUCCCUGGGUGAUUCUGCUGUGGAAACUGUGGACGUUGAGGUUGAGAUUGAUAAGUCGGUGAAGGAAGCCCAAAAGGAAAAGCCUGGAGCUCCAGAAGAUCCUGAGUCCAAGGAAGUGGAAAUGGAUGACUGGUUAUUUGAAUUUGCUCAGUUAUUUCGGACUCAUGUCGGUAUUGAUCCCGAUGCGCAUAUUGACCUGCAUGAACUUGGAAUGGAGCUAUGCUCAGAGGCCCUUGAAGAGACAGUAACCAGUGAGGAGGCUCAAAUCCUUUUUGACAAGGCUGCAUUAAAGUUCCAGGAGGUAGCUGCACUGGCUUUCUUCAAUUGGGGAAAUGUUCACAUGUGUGCUGCAAGAAAAAGGAUUCCAAUUGAUGACUCAGCGGCAAAGGAGUUGGUGGCAACACAGCUGCAAGCAGCUUAUAACUGGGUGCAAGAAAAAUAUUCUCUGGCCAGAGAAAAGUACAAAGAGGCACUCCUGAUUAAGCCAGACUUUUAUGAGGGGUUACUUGCACUGGGCCAGCAGCAAUUUGAGAUGGCAAAACUUCAUUGGUCCUAUGUGCUUGCUAAGAAAGAAGAUAUCUCAAAAUGGGAUCCAACUGAAACAAUUAAACUUUUUGAUAGUGCAGAAGAGAAAAUGAAAGCUGCAACUGAGAUGUGGGAGAAGCUUGAGGAGCAGAGAGCUAACGAGCUAAAAGAUCCUAAUGCAACCAAGAGUGAAGAAUUGUUAAAAAGAAGAAAGAAACAAGGACCUGGUAAAGAAGGUGAAUCCUCCGGAAUUGGUGGUCAGGGUGAGAUGUCAGCUGAUGAAGCAGCCGAACAGGUGGCAGCUAUGAGAUCACAAAUUCAUCUAUUCUGGGGUAACAUGCUUUUUGAGCGUUCUCAAGUUGAAUGCAAACUAGGUUUAGGUGGUUGGAAAAGCAUCCUGGAUGACGCUGCUGAGAGAUUCAAGCUUGCUGGUGCUUCUGACUCUGACAUUUCAAUGGUUUUGAAGAACCACUGUUCCAAUGCUGAUGCUGUCAAAGGAGAUGAGAAGAAGGUUGAGAACCUAAGCACUGAUGAGGGGGUUAAUGAAACAGGCUAUAAAGCUGAGUCAAGUCAAGUGUCAGUGGAGUGAAUUUGGUAUAUGUGUUCAGGGUGAGUUGAAGUGAUUACCUUUGUAUUUUCUCCAUUAAUGAGAUUUUAUUGAAGAUAGAAAGCAGUUUUCCUACCCAUAGGAAGGGACUUUUUGGUUCUGCUUACACAACCAAAAGGCUAUAAGCAUGGUUGAUCACAUAAUUUUUGCACUACUAAUGAGGUUUCUCCCAACAGUCAUAAAGUAGUAAAGAUCUGCAUUUGGCCUUCAAUCUCUGUUCCAAGUGAGGGUGUGGUAAUGCAUGCUUGAUUCUUGUUGGACUCGCUCUGUUUCUUUGCUUUGAGUAAUGCCAUUGGUUUGUGUAUUCUAUUCUUGACUUCAUAUUAGACUGAAGUUAUUCUCAAGAUUCCAGUAUGCGAUUCACUUGA
Molecule: messenger RNA, 3094 nt
Organism: Diospyros lotus (date-plum)
Lineage: Eukaryota; Viridiplantae; Streptophyta; Magnoliopsida; Ericales; Ebenaceae
Product: protein CLMP1
Exons: 1
Coding region: 366-2708 (780 amino acids)
Molecular function (GO): protein binding
Source: RefSeq, a predicted model, not a curated record